CAGUAGAACCAAACCCGAUACUUACCGUUUAUGACGUCAUUUACAUUAUUUCAGACUAGCGCGUGGACGUGCGUCGCUUUGUUACAUGUGUAUUGAAUCCACGUGGUAUGUGUAACGAGUGGGUGGCGUGAUAACAGCUUGCAUCCACGGUCAGUCAACAGGCUGAGGGCAGAGACGCUCCGGACUUCUGGCCGAACCGGGCUCCGGCUACUUCCUGCAUCACACUUCCACUAACGCGCACAGGUACCAUGUCGGAGCGAGUGCUGGUGGUCGGGAGCGGCGGGCGGGAGCACGCGCUGGCCUGGAAGCUGGCCCAGUCCCCGCACGUACAACAGGUCCUGGUGGCUCCGGGCAACGCUGGCACCGCCGGCUGUGGGAAGAUCAGCAAUUCUGAGGUGUCGGUCAGCAAUCACACCAUCUUGGCCCAGUUCUGUAAGGAUCACCAUGUGGGCCUGGUUGUUGUUGGGCCCGAGGUGCCGCUGGCAGCGGGCAUUGUGGACGACCUGACGGACGCCGGAGUGCCGUGUUUCGGACCCUCUGCCAAAGCGGCUCAGUUGGAGGCGAGCAAAAGGUUUUCCAAGGAGUUCAUGGAGCGCCACGGCAUCCCUACGGCUCGAUACGGUGCCUUCACGGACCCCCAGGAGGCCUGCGCCUACAUCCGCACGGCCGACUUUCCUGCACUGGUGGUGAAGGCCAGUGGUCUGGCAGCGGGGAAGGGAGUGAUCGUGGCGAGGGACCAGGACGAGGCUUGUCAGGCUGUGAUGGACAUCAUGAAGGACAAAGCGUUCGGGGCUGCGGGGGAGACUGUGGUGGUGGAGGAGCUUCUCGAAGGAGAGGAGGUUUCUUGUCUGUGCUUCAGCGACGGCUCCUCCGUGGCGCCGAUGCCUCCAGCACAAGAUCACAAGCGACUGCAGGACGGUGAUCUGGGACCCAACACUGGCGGCAUGGGGGCCUACUGCCCCACCCCCCAGGUGAGUCAGGAGCUGCUGCAGCAGAUCAGAGAGAUGGUGCUUCAGAAAACUGUGGACGGGAUGAGGGAGGAGGGAGCUCCUUAUCUGGGCGUGCUGUACGCAGGCCUGAUGCUGACAAAACAGGGGCCCAAGGUGCUCGAGUUCAACUGUCGCUUCGGAGAUCCUGAGUGUCAGGUGCUACUUCCGCUCCUGAAGAGCGACCUGUACGAUGUGAUAUUGAACACCAUGAAGGGCAGACUGGCCUCCGACCCCCCCGUGUGGCACCAGGACAGCUCUGCAGUCACUGUGGUCAUGGCCAGCGCUGGUUACCCUGGUUCCUACGAGAAAGGAGUGAACAUCACAGGUUUGGCCCAGGUUGAGGACAUGGGCGUGCAGGUUUUCCACGCUGGCACAGCUCUAAAGGAAGGAGGCGUCGUCUCCAGCGGCGGCCGGGUCCUCACCGUCACCGCCGUCAGGUCGUCCCUGGAGGCCGCUCUGCAGGCAGCCAAUGGCGGCGUGGCAGCCGUCGGCUUCGCCGGCGCCGUGUACCGGCGCGAUAUCGGCCACCGGGCCAUCGCCCACCUCAGCAGACACAGCGGUCUGACCUAUAAGGACAGCGGUGUGGACGUAGCUGCUGGUAAUAAGCUGGUGGAGAUGAUCAAGCCUCUGGCCAAGGCAACCUCUCGUGCUGGGUGCACUGCAGAACUCGGAGGCUUUGCUGGGCUGUUUGACCUGAAGGCUGCAGGCUUUGUUGACCCCAUACUCGUAUCUGGGACAGACGGAGUUGGGACCAAGCUCAAGAUUGCGCAGGCGUGCGGGCAGCACACUGGACUGGGCCAGGACCUGGUGGCCAUGUGCGUCAAUGAUGUACUGGCCCACGGUGCCGAGCCACUGUUCUUCCUCGACUACUUCUCCUGCGGCAGCCUGGACGUGGACGUGGCUGCCUCGGUGGUUGGGGGCAUCGCUAAGGCCUGCGAGGUGGCUGGUUGCGCUCUGCUAGGUGGUGAGACGGCGGAGAUGCCGGGGGUCUAUGCUCCAGGCGAGUAUGACCUCGCUGGGUUCUGCGUUGGGGCAGCGGAGCGGGGAAACCUGCUGCCCCGGCUGGGGGACAUCACUGAGGGGGACCUGCUGAUCGGAGUGGCCUCCUCUGGAGUCCACAGCAACGGUUUCAGUCUGGUCCGCAAAGUCAUGGAGAAGGCCGGUGUCCGACACAGCUGUGCUGCUCCCUUUGUCCAGCCGGAGCAGACGUUUGGGGAGGUUUUAUUGACCCCAACAAAGAUCUACAGUCGUCUGCUCCUGCCGGUCCUGCGCAGCGGCGCCGUUAAAGCCUACGCUCACAUCACAGGGGGUGGGCUGCUGGAGAACAUCCCCCGGGUGGUGCCUCAGCAGCUGGCAGUGGAUUUAGAUGCCUCUCGCUGGAGCAUCCCUCCUGUGUUUUCCUGGCUCUACAAGGAGGGCGGGCUGAGCGAGGAGGAGAUGGCCCGGACCUUCAACUGCGGUCUGGGUGCAGUGUUGGUGGUUGCCCCUCUAGAUGCUCAAAGGGUCCUGCGCCAGCUUCAAGCCAGUGAGGAGGCCUGGAUUGUGGGGUCAGUGGCACACAAGCAGCCAGGGGCAGAACCUGUAGUCGUCCGUAACCUGAAACACAGCCUGCUCAAUAAAGGACCAGUAUCGACUGCAGAGUCAGAGAUGGAAGGAAAUGGUUGUUGCCAUGGCAAUGGCGUCACACCGCACAAGAGGACCAAAGUUGCUGUUCUCAUCUCUGGCACAGGCACCAACCUGCAGGCGCUAAUAGAUCAGACCAAACGUCCGUCCAGCUCAGCAGAGAUCGUGGUCGUCAUCUCCAACAGACCUGGAGUCCAGGGCCUAAAGAGAGCGUCCCUGGCUGGCAUCCAGACACGGGUGGUGGACCACAAACUUUACGGGAGCCGAGCAGAGUUUGACAGCACCAUUGAUCGUGUGCUGGAGGAGUUUGGGGUGGAGCUGGUUUGUCUGGCUGGAUUCAUGAGGAUCCUCACAGGAACCUUUGUCAAGAAAUGGACCGGAAAACUACUGAACAUCCAUCCGUCGCUGCUGCCCUCAUUUAAAGGCGUGAAUGCCCAGAAGCAGGCCCUGCAGGCUGGGGUGCGGGUUUCUGGCUGCACGGUCCACUUUGUAGCAGAGGAGGUUGAUGCAGGAGCCAUUGUGGUACAGGAGGCGGUGCCUGUCCUGGGCAGCGACACUGAGGAGAGUCUGUCGGACAGAAUCAGAGAGGCGGAGCAUCGCGCCUUCCCUGCUGCUCUGGAGCUCGUAGCCAGCGGCACAGUCAGGCUUGGAGACGACGGAAGCAUCACAUGGAAAUCCCAGAGUUAAAGAGUGUAAUGUUUUUUCCUGCUGAAAAGGUGCUGCUGUUCACAGGAUACACGAGGCCAAUGCUAUGGUUACUUCAUGUAUUUGAUAUUCCAAAUUGGUAGCAUUCCCUGUGUUAGAAUAGCAUUACUCUAAACUAGUUACAUUCCAGUUGUGCCUAAAACUGAAAGCAUGAUGAUCCUGUCUGUCUGUUUCAUUAAUAAAGCUGCUUGGUGAUUUGCA
Betta splendens (Siamese fighting fish) is the source of this 3518-nucleotide messenger RNA. It is a transcript of the gene gart, whose product is annotated as phosphoribosylglycinamide formyltransferase. The record is from RefSeq and is a predicted model, not a curated record. Lineage: Eukaryota; Metazoa; Chordata; Actinopteri; Anabantiformes; Osphronemidae. Gene Ontology annotation, cellular component: cytosol. The transcript has 22 exons. Gene Ontology annotation, molecular function: phosphoribosylformylglycinamidine cyclo-ligase activity; phosphoribosylglycinamide formyltransferase activity; metal ion binding. Bases 249 to 3299 code for a protein of 1016 amino acids. Gene Ontology annotation, biological process: 'de novo' IMP biosynthetic process; adenine biosynthetic process.